Messenger RNA from Petromyzon marinus (sea lamprey), 2261 nucleotides. RefSeq lists its product as uncharacterized. NCBI's taxonomy places the organism in Eukaryota, Metazoa, Chordata, Hyperoartia, Petromyzontiformes, Petromyzontidae. Gene Ontology annotation, biological process: negative regulation of mitotic cell cycle; negative regulation of cyclin-dependent protein serine/threonine kinase activity. The record is from RefSeq and is a predicted model, not a curated record.
UAAAAUAUGCCAAGUGACUCAAAUAGUCUCCACGCGUCAACCAAUGGGGGAGCGAAAGCCCGGCGGGUAUAUAUAGGAGGCGGAUUGAAGGCAGCUGUCAACUUGGCCUGAUUCGACGUCGGCCACCUCUCCUCUCCGCUCUCUCUCUCUGUGUGUGUGAGACACGCGCAGGGCCGCUGACGUUACCCCGUGGGAGUGUUUACAGGGCUCUGUGCGAUCACGCCAGAGAAGGAGCUCAGACGAGAGCGCUCACAUCCACGUGCGCACCGCAUACCGCGCUGCGGGAAUACUCACGCUGUACGUAAUAGAGCGAACUUCGCGCAACGAAGUUUACUUAACUCGUAGGUCAACGGGUAUAUUGCACUUCGUUCGAGGGAGAGACGCAGGCGGUUGCCGUACACGUAUUCUAUAAACACACGCGCACCGACACGCAGGUACACGACACGCACACGCGCGCGAGCACUCUGACUCACGCACCCCGCGCAACUGAUUCGGUGGUGCUCGCUUUGGCCUCGCUGCUGCUGCAACCGCGAAAUCCUGGGGCGGCCUCGACUCGCUCCGAACGCAGCAGAAGCGGCAGCAGCAGCAGCAGCAGAAGCGACAGUGGCAGAAGCAGCAGCAGUCAUGAGCUUCCCCCCGCGCUCCUCUUCCACCUCCUCCGCCGCGGGCCCGAGUCUCGCUCGCCGCCGCCUCUUCGUGCCCCUGCCCUGCGUGACCCCCCCGGCUCGCGUCGCCAGCGUUCGCCGCCGCCUCCUCUUCGGUGGCGCCGACGAGACGACGACGACGACGACGACCCCGCAGCAGCAGAGCGGCCGGUGCCUCCACUCCGUGCGCCACGAGCUCGCUCAGAAGCUUCGUGACGAUGCGGCCGCUGCGCGCGCGCGGUGGGGGUUCGACUUCGCAGCAGGGCGACCGUGCGAGCGCGCCGAGGAGGAGGACGACGAGGAGGAGGAGGAGGGCGCUGGCGAGAAGGCGGCUGGGGCCGCGUGGAGAUGGGAGGAGGUGGACGCCGUGCGGGUGCCAAACUUUUACCGGCCCGGCGCGGACGGCGGCGGCGGCGGCGGCGCUCGCGCGAGUCGGGCAGCCGUCGCGCGAGGCGGCGACGGCUGCGACUGUGACGUCGUCCGUGACGGCAGCGACGACGACGAGCACGCGGACGUCGUCGACGUCGAUGACGACGACGACGCGGAAAAUAACUCCAACAGCGGCAACACGGAGAUGUCGGGGUCGGCCGGAGAGACCCCCCCGUCUCGUAGCUCCUUCAGGCCCAUCGCAGAGGUCACGCCGCCCGCGUUCAACUCGGCGCACCGCAAGCGGCCGGCCACGCGCAUCGCCGAUUAUUUCGUGAAAACGAAGCGAGCGCACAGAGAGGUCUCGGACAAGCGAGGAGGCCGCGCGGACGAGCAGCAGUCGCUGCUGCCCCAGACGAGCGCGAUGCUGACCGAUUUGACUUUUUAAAAGGAGAAAAUAUCUCUCGCAAGCACGAACCCCGCGAGUGAACGAGAAGCCAACAACUGUCGUGGCGUCACUCAAGACGAAGAUCACGCAGACGGAGGACGAGACAGAGACCACAGACGGAGGAGACCACAGACGGAGGACGAGACAGAGACCACAGACGGAGGAGACCACAGACGGAGGAGACCACAAACGGAGGAGACCACAGACGGAGGACGAGACAGAGACCACAGACGGAGGAGACCACAGACGGAGGAGACCACAGACGGAGGACGAGACAGAGACCACAGACGGAGGAGACCACAGACGGAGGAGACCACAGCCGGAGGACGAGACAGAGAAUACAGACUUAGGAGACCACAGACGGAGAAGACCACAGACGGAGGAGACCACAGACGGAGGAGACCACAGACGGAGGACGAGACAGAGAAUACAGACUUAGGAGACCACAGACGGAGGAGACCACAGACGGAGGAGACCACAGACGGAGGAGACCACAGACGGAGGAGACCACAGACGGAGGAGACCACAGACGGAGGAGACCACAGACGGAGGAGACUACAGACGGAGGAGACCGCAGGCCCCGUGACUCUGCUUGAGACGGCGCGUGGUGGUGGAACUCUGCAAUUGCGGCUGACAAUUUGCGACAGUGCGCGCGCUUCUUCUGUACCGUCCGCAAGACUGUAAAUAAUAUAUACAUAGAUGUAAAUUUAAAAAAAUACUGCAAAGAGCACAUUUAUAUUUUUGUAUUUAUUAAUUUUCUAUGAAAACUAAAAGUUUAUUGAAUUAAAGGUUUCGGUGCGUAA